AUGGCAGCACUACUUGCUUUGUUCUUGUUGGAGAUUCGACUGGCUGGAGGGUUCCUUCCUUCUUCCAACACUUGCUACUCCACCUGGGCUUCUGGCAAAAACUUCACCGUUGGUGAUGUUCUAGUCUUCAACUUUGCUACCGGAGCACAUGAUGUGGCUAUAGUGACAGAGGAUGCUUGUGAGAACUGCAACACAGCAAACCCCAUCAACCAAACAAACACCGGACCGGCAAGAAUCACCCUCACCAAUGACACUGACAACUACUUCAUUUGCACCACUGCGCCGGCGGACAGAAAUUGGAGGUUGAUGUCGAUGCAACAACCAACCCUGCCCCACCCUCACCCUCACCCAGCUCACCACCCGGCACUGCACCCCCACCAUCGCCUUCCAGUGCGGCCUCCUCUCUUGUUGCUGCACUCUUCGUCUCCUUGUCGUCCAUAGCCAUCAGUUUCUUGUAUUGAUUAGUUUAUUUACAAAUUACGACUCCUUAAACAGAGUAAUGAAGAAAAAUUCCACACCAAAAAUAAUACAUCAUUUCAGCUGCAGCAAACUGUAAACGGAUUCAAUACUUGUAUUCAAUUACAAUAUGAAUAUGAUUGCGAACCAAUAAAGAAACAAGUUUGAAUACAACGGUCACCAAUCAAUAAAUAAAUAAUAUAAGAAUAGAUUUGUAUGAUUGGAGUUUAAAAACCUUGACUGAGCUGGGCAGAGAUGCUGUUUGAAGAACCAGAACCAGAACCAGACAUUCAUUCUAACAUCCCCUGAAGCUGAUCAUGAUAAUUACUCAACAUGCAUCUUCAGCUUGCUAAUCAGAUACUUUAGACGUUGAAGUGAGUGGGGUUUAUAUACUGUCUUUUGUUCAUCCAGGAAACGUUCUUCUAAUAAUAAUUUUAAUGUGUCCCAUAGCAUGAUCUUGCAAUAUCAGUGACGCGCAAUGAGUGCGUGGUGCUAAAUUAGCGCAGCAGGGAUAUAUAUGAAGGGACUCGACAUCUAUCAUUCUUUCAAAAAGUUAAACAGCUUGAAUUGUUUUGAAUUCCCAAUCCUAAUA
Tripterygium wilfordii is the source of this 1048-nucleotide messenger RNA. Its product is annotated as umecyanin-like. The transcript has 3 exons. Gene Ontology annotation, cellular component: plasma membrane. The record is from RefSeq and is a predicted model, not a curated record. Bases 1 to 441 code for a protein of 146 amino acids. Gene Ontology annotation, molecular function: electron transfer activity. Lineage: Eukaryota; Viridiplantae; Streptophyta; Magnoliopsida; Celastrales; Celastraceae.